AUGCUGCAAUCAAGACUCGCAUUCAUCGGUGGAGGCAACAUGGCAGAAGCCAUCCUCGGCGGCCUCCUCGCCAGCGGAUACCCACUCUCCCAAUGUGUCGUCACAGAACCCCUCCAGGCCCGCUGCGAAUUCCUCCACUCCAAAUACCCCGGUCUCCAAGUCCUCUCUGGUCCUCAAGCCAACUACCUCGCCGUCAACGGUUCCGAAUCUGCAUCCCAUACCGCCGCACUUGUCGACAACGGAUCCGUUCAUAUCAACCCUACAGCGGCUAGCGAGAGCUUCUCGCCAGCAGAGGUUGUGAUCUUGGCGGUCAAACCUCAGGUCUUGAGGGGUGUCGUGACAGAUCUGGGAAGCACUUUGCAUCAGAGACAGCCGCUUGUUAUCUCUAUCGCUGCCGGGAUCGAGACUUCGGCGAUCGCUCGCUUCAUGGCCGAAGGCGCUUCUUCAGGGUCAUCAGGAUCAGACGCAACAGCACCAACACAAAUUCAGCACGAGGACCUCCCAGCCGUCAUCCGCGCCAUGCCCAACACCCCCGCACUCGUCAACGAAGGUGCCACCGGCCUCUACGCCACCCUCGACACAACCCCUGCCCAACGACUCGUUGCAGAAUCCCUUCUCGGUGCCGUCUCGAAACAAGUCUCCUGGGUCGACCAAGAAUCCCUCAUCGACACCGUCACCGGCAUUUCUGGCUCCGGUCCCGCAUAUUUCUUCCUGAUGAUGGAAGCCAUGGAGGACGCCGCCGUGAAACUGGGUAUGGACCGUGAGACAGCGAAGGAACUGACGAUCCAGACUUGUUUGGGUGCUGCCAAGAUGGCCCAGUCGAGUUCGGAUGAUUUGAAGACGCUGAGGGUGAAGGUGACGAGCCCUCAGGGAACCACGGAUGCGGCGAUCAAGACGUUUGAGCAGGGUGGAUUCAGAGAUUUGGUGGCUGCGAGUGUUACGGCUGCGGAUUCGAGGAGCAAGAGUCUUGCGACUGAGCUCUGUGGUCCUGGCAAGGAGUCCAAGCUGUAA
Linnemannia hyalina is the source of this 1011-nucleotide messenger RNA. The record is from the annotation of a GenBank genome assembly. NCBI's taxonomy places the organism in Eukaryota, Fungi, Mortierellomycota, Mortierellomycetes, Mortierellales, Mortierellaceae.